Messenger RNA from Adineta steineri, 615 nucleotides. The record is from the annotation of a GenBank genome assembly. NCBI's taxonomy places the organism in Eukaryota, Metazoa, Rotifera, Eurotatoria, Adinetida, Adinetidae.
AUGGCUGAUGCUCAAUUAUUGGACCGCUUGUUAACUGUCAUUGAACAGGAUAUUCUGCCUAAAACUCGAAUUGGUGUUACACAAGGUAACAAGAUUUUUGGUGCGGCUAUCUUAAAAAAAUCUGAUUUUACUGUUGUUAUCGCUGAAACUAACAAUGAAGUAGAAAAUCCACUUUGGCAUGGUGAAAUGCAUGCUAUCAAGAAAUUUUAUGAAACAGAAGAUCGAUCUACUCUUCCUAAUCCGAAAGAUUGUAUCUUUCUUGCUACACAUGAACCUUGUUCUCUGUGUUUAUCGGCUAUAACAUGGGGUGGUUACGAUAAUUUUUAUUAUCUAUUCAGUCAUGAAAAUAGUCGUGAUAAUUUCAACAUACCACAUGAUAUUAAAAUUUUAAAAGAAGUUUUUGGUAAUGCUGAACGUAAUGAUCAACCACUUUAUAAUCGAACUAAUGCAUUUUGGCAUAGUCACAGUAUUAUAGAAAUGAUCAACAACCUUGAUAAAUGUAGUCGUGAUCGUGAAUUACUUCUUGCUCGAGUAAAUGAAAUUACCAAACUUUAUGCUGAUCUAUCAACUGUCUAUCAAGCAAACAAAGGCAAAGCCGGUAUUCCUUUAGAUUGA